Molecule: messenger RNA, 1989 nt
Organism: Sebastes umbrosus (honeycomb rockfish)
Lineage: Eukaryota; Metazoa; Chordata; Actinopteri; Perciformes; Sebastidae
Product: cytochrome P450 2J6-like
Exons: 9
Coding region: 330-1823 (497 amino acids)
Biological process (GO): xenobiotic metabolic process
Cellular component (GO): cytoplasm; intracellular membrane-bounded organelle
Molecular function (GO): oxidoreductase activity, acting on paired donors, with incorporation or reduction of molecular oxygen, reduced flavin or flavoprotein as one donor, and incorporation of one atom of oxygen; heme binding; iron ion binding
Source: RefSeq, a predicted model, not a curated record
AGAGCUGCCUAAGCCGGGUUCAAACUCAGGACCUUAUUGCUGUCAUUGAACUAUGUUCAGGCAUAGUAAUAUUUUAUUAUUAUUACUUUCAUCAUUUGCACUAGGACAGAUCUUGUUUGCCAACUAAAAGUAGCUCUGUCUGUAGCUUGUUAUGUAAGCACAGUAAAUGGUCAAACACACCUUUGUGCAGACUCUGAAUUAUUGGUUACGGAUGUUGUCUGUCCUGUAAUAUCAGUAGGGUGCAGCACUACAGUGUUUCACACGGGUGAAAGAAAAUCAGCACAACAGCUCUGACCUUCUUCCUGCUCCUGGUUUAACUCUCUUUAACAAUGUGGCUUUAUAAUUUUUUGCCAGAUUUUGACCUCUGGGGGCUAUUCCUGUUUAUUUUCAUUUUUAUCAUAAUAGCAGAUUUCCUCAAAAACAGGAAUCCACCAAAUUACCCUCCAGGACCGUUGGCUCUUCCCAUUGUGGGGAAUUUCUUCAGUGUGGACAAUAAACAUCCACACAUUUAUUUCACCAAGCUGGCUGACGUCUAUGGGAAUGUGUUCAGCGUCCGCCUCGGCAGUGACAAGAUGGUGUUUGUGUCUGGGUACAAGAUGGUGAAGGAAGCCAUAAUGACACAAGCCAACAACUUUGUGGACCGACCAUACAGUGCAAUCGGCGACAGGUUUUACUCAGGAGACACAGGUGGUUUGUUCAUGAGCAAUGGUGAAACAUGGAAGAGACAGCGACGCUUUGCUUUGUCUACCUUACGUACCUUCGGCCUGGGCAAAAGCACCAUGGAGCAGAGCAUCUGUGGGGAGAUCCGACACCUGCAGGAGGAGAUAGAGAAGGAGAAAGGUGAACCUUUCAACACAGCAGGCCUCUUCAACAAUGCUGUGUCCAACAUCAUUUCCCAGCUGGUGAUGGGGAAGCGGUUUGACUACGGCGACCACAACUUCCAGACCAUGCUGAAGCAUCUGUCUGAAGCUAUUCGGCUGGAGGGCAGUGUAUGGGGUCUGCUGUAUGAGGCAUUCCCCGGAGUGAUGAAGCACUUGCCAGGUCCCCACAACAAAAUGUUCAGCCACUACGCCACCAUCCUAGACUUCAUUAGUCAGGAGGUAAAGAGCCACAAGACAGACCUGGACCACAGCGAUCCCCGGGACUACAUUGACGCUUUCAUCAUUGAAAUGAAGAAUAACAAACAGUCUGAUCUGGGCUUCAAUGAGACCAAUUUGGCUCUGUGCUCUCUGGAUCUGUUCCUUGCUGGAACGGAGACAACGUCAACCACUUUGCUGUGGGCUUUGGUCUACCUCAUCAAAAACCCUGAUAUCCAGGACAAGGUCCAGGCAGAGAUAGACCGAGUGAUAGGACAGACCCGACAGCCCAGUAUGGCUGACAGAACCAACCUGCCCUACACUGAUGCCGUCAUCCACGAGAUCCAAAGGAUGGGAAACAUUGUUCCCUUAAAUGGACUCAGAAUUGCCGCCAACGAUACAACACUGGACGGUUACUUCAUACCCAAGGGUACAUCCUUGAUGCCCAACCUAACCUCUGUGCUGUUCGACAAGGCUGAAUGGGAGACUCCAGACACCUUCAACCCUGGACACUUCCUAGAUGCUGAGGGAAAGUUUGUGAAGAGAGAAGCUUUCCUGCCUUUCUCUGCAGGGAAACGGGUGUGUCUUGGAGAAGGCCUCGCCAAGAUGGAGCUGUUCCUGUUUUUAGUCGGUCUACUACAGAAGUUUGCUUUUUCUGUUCCUGAUGGAGUAGAGUUGAGUACAGAAGGUGUUACUGGAACUACACGUGUACCGCACCCCUUCAAGGUUUACGCCAGGGCUCGCUGAAUUAUACAACAUCUCAAUGAACCAUUUUCAUGUAAACAAUAUGUAACAAACAAGGCUAAGCAAAACACUUCAUGAGAGAAAGCUGUAGUUUUCAAUCUCAACCUUUCACUGUUUAUCCUUUCUGCCUGUAUAUUUAAUUCUGCAUAAUAAAGUUGUUUUUACGCAA